This is a messenger RNA of Colletotrichum truncatum, 1041 nucleotides long. RefSeq names its product alkaline phosphatase. Gene Ontology annotation, molecular function: chitinase activity. Lineage: Eukaryota; Fungi; Ascomycota; Sordariomycetes; Glomerellales; Glomerellaceae. Gene Ontology annotation, biological process: carbohydrate metabolic process. The record is from RefSeq and is a predicted model, not a curated record. Gene Ontology annotation, cellular component: extracellular region.
AUGCCGCCACUACCGCCCAAUCAACCCCUACCCCGCGUCAUCACCUACUACCAGACACACCAUACACACGAUGGCAAGCCGAUCUCGAUCCUCCCGCUUGUGACGCAGCCUGGCAUUAGUGUAACACACGUGAUCCUCGCGGCGAUACAUAUUAACGACGACCCUGAGGCCCUUACCCUCAACGACCACCACCCUAGCGACCCGCGGUUCCUGACACUAUGGGCCGAGCUGCGUGUGUUGCAAGCCAGCGGCGUGAAGGUGCUGGGUAUGCUCGGCGGCGCUGCUCGAGGAUCAUAUGAGAGACUUGACGGCGACGAGGCACAGUUCGAGAAAUACUAUAUACCAUUGCGCGACAUGGUCCGCCAGCACGGUCUCGACGGCAUCGAUCUGGACGUCGAGGAAGAAAUGAGCUUGGGCGGCGUCAUACGCCUCAUCGAUAGAAUUCGUCAGGACUUUGGCAAGGAUUUCUUAAUCACCAUGGCGCCAGUUGCCAUGGCAUUGCUCGACCCUUUGAAGAAUCUGAGCGGCUUCGACUACGAAGCCCUAGAGGUCAUGCGGGGAAGAGAGAUCGCAUGGUACAAUACCCAGUUCUACUGUGGAUGGGGUGACUGCAGCAACCCUGUCAUGUACGAAAUGCUCCUGGCCAAGGGCUGGCCUCCCGAAAAGGUCGUUAUUGGCUUAGUCACGAACCCGGAGAACGGCUCCGGCUGGGUGCCGUGGGAGAUGCUCGGAUCUGUGCUUCUAACACUCCGGGGUCGUUACGAGCGGUUCGGAGGAGUUAUGGGCUGGGAGUACUUCAACAGCUUGCCCGGGGGUAAAGAAAGACCAUGGGAAUGGGCCAAAUGGAUGACUACAAUGCUGCGUUCAGAGCAGUCGUCGUUUUGGCCAGCGCACGGCGUGCUUCCCGUAGAGACUCGCGAGAUUGCUAAAGAGGUGAAGAAGGAUCUGGUUGAUGAGGCUGAUCCGGAUGGUCCUAACAGCAAGGAUGCACCACUUCCGGCCUCUUUCGAUUACUAUUCGGAUACCAACAAUGAUGACUGA